AUGCCGGGUCAUUCAAUUACAGAAGCUAUUCAUCUUAUCCGGAGGUUAAUGGAACAGUACAGAGAUAGGAGGAAGGAUUUGCACAUGGUGUUUAUUGACCUAGAGAAAACAUACGACAAGGUCAUGAGGGAGGUUCUUUGGAGAUGCUUGGAGGUAAAAAGUGUCCUGGUAGCUUACAUUAGUAUGAUUAAAGACAUGUAUGAUGGAGCCAAGACUCAUGUUAGGACAGUAGGAGAAGACUCAGAGCAUUUUUCGGUAGUUAUGGGGUUACACCAACGAUCUGCGCUCAGCCCUUUCUUAUUUGCUCUUGCAAUGGACGCACUAACGCAUCAUAUUCAAGGGGAAGUGCCAUGUGCUGAUGAUAUAGUUCUGAUUGAUGAGACGCGAGGAGGGGUUGGCGAGAGGUUGGAGGCUCUCUUAUUUUCGGGAUGGAAAGGUGAACAAGAAGGGAAUAAGCUCUCAAGCCUCGGAGGAGAACAAUAUCUUGUGGAAAACAGGCAAUUGCCUGGCAAAAUAAAGCAAGUCCCGGAAAGUGGAAACCACCCGGAAAAUGACAAAAGCUAUCAAAAUAAGCCAGACCUAAGAGAAUGCUAA
Molecule: messenger RNA, 594 nt
Organism: Nicotiana tabacum (common tobacco)
Lineage: Eukaryota; Viridiplantae; Streptophyta; Magnoliopsida; Solanales; Solanaceae
Source: RefSeq, a predicted model, not a curated record